Messenger RNA from Talaromyces atroroseus, 3312 nucleotides. RefSeq lists its product as hypothetical. The coding region runs from base 1 to 3312 and encodes 1103 amino acids. The transcript is spliced from 4 exons. The record is from RefSeq and is a predicted model, not a curated record. Lineage: Eukaryota; Fungi; Ascomycota; Eurotiomycetes; Eurotiales; Trichocomaceae.
AUGUCUGGCGCCGAAGCGCUUACAAUUUUUGGGCUUGUGUGCAACGUCAUGCAGGUGAUUGGUUUUGUGCAAGAUGGAGCCCAUAUGGCCAAAGCUAUCUACAAUUACGGAUCUCUGGACCCUCACCUCGCACAGACAAGCAAUUACAUAAAAGGAGGCUUGGAGAGAUUGAGGGAGUCGUUGGAGAAGGGAAGACCUCUCGUUCAAGACGAGGAGGAGCUGCUAGACAUCGUGAACGGCAGUCUAGAGACCGCAGAGGAGCUAAAGGCCGAGCUAGACAACAUCGCAGGCACAGCAGCCAAGGGAAAGCAUUCCGCCGCCUUACGUGGAUGGUACAAAGCCACCGUGGGUAGGAAAAGGAGGAAGAUCGAGAGAAUAGAGAAGGUGAUGCAUGAUCGUCAACAGGUCCUAGAGAGUCGCCUCAUAGCUCGCAUCUGCAGCCAGAGCGAUGCAAUCCUUCUCGAACGACAAGUAAAUUUUAACAGUCUCGACCAGGCUUUACAAGGCCUCAUUAAAUGCUGUGCCUGCGAACAGAAGACUCGGGACCAGCUCAUUCAGAGAGGGUUUCUAAAUAUGGCGACACAUAUCGAUAGUAAGCUAGGAGCUCUCGAGCAGUCGGUUGAAACCCACCUUUCCAUCGGUAGAAGCCAGCUCCAGGACAACAUAUUGUCUCGUUUACAAGAGCUUACACAUGAAAAAGAGCAUGAGAGGCUGUUGGGAAGCUUGCAUUACGAAAAAAUGAAUGCUCGGCGGAACCAUAUUUCAGUUAAUCAUGACGAUACCUUUUCCUGGAUCUUCCCUCCACAACAUAGCAAUAGCAAUGCUAAUAUGCAGGAUAGAUUUGUGGAAUGGCUGAAAGACCCUAACCAACGUAUAUUCUGGAUCAAUGGCAAAGCAGGCUCGGGGAAAAGCGUCCUAAUGAAGUUUUUGGUCGACAAUCCGCGCACCCAGUUCAUCCUUGAUGGUGAUGCAAACAGGACCACCAUCAUCUUGUCCCACUUCCUCUGGACGGCAGGGCAGCCACUUGAACGAAAUAUGCAAGGGCUCCUUUGCUCUUUGAUUCACCAGCUCUUAGACACAAAGACAGAGCUCUGCCGGGUCGUCUUGGAGAAUCAUGUUUGCAUCUUCCUGGACGGUGUUGAUGAAAUGGACGACCACAUGGCUCUGUUCAGCCUUCUGGAACAAUUGCUUUCUCUACCGCGGCUGCAGGUCUGCGUCUCGAGCCGACCAGAGCCUGCGUUGCAACGACACUUGCAAAGCUAUCCCCAGUUUCGGGUGCAAGAUUUGACCCGACCUGACAUCGAAAAGUACGCCCGCGAUACUCUGCAAAGGUUAUAUGUCGACGACGCAGAGACCAUUAGUCGCCUGGUGUCCACCAUCUGCUCCAAGGCGGACGGGGUAUUCCUAUGGGUCGCUUUGGCCCUGCGGAGCAUUCAAACAGGGCAUGAAAACCGUGACAGCCCGGCCGAGCUGGAAAAUCAGCGUCUGACUUCGCUUCCCAACGAUAUCAACGCGCUCUACCAAGAGAUGUGGCGGCGGCUCAACGACAGCGAGACUGUAUAUCUGGAAACAGCCGCUCGGUAUUUCAACCUUAUGUUGGAAUGUUUAGGCGACCUUAAUCUCACCCGAGCAGCGAGUCCGUUAUUACUGGCUCUAGCACUGCAACCGCGGCUGGCAGCCGCGGUCGUGACCGGGGAUAUCGAAUCCUGGGAGGAGGCACUAGACAGGGAAUGCGAGAUAAUCUCGGAGUGGUUGCCGAUCCGGUGUGCGGGCUUACUUGAAGUGACCACAGAUGGGACUGUGACGCUCAUACAUCGGUCUGCCCAGGAAUUUCUCAUGAACACGCCAGAGGGUCAACGCAUACGCCGCGCAGACCCAUCACCACGCGAAGCCCGCCGUCUGAAUCUCAUGCGGGGAUUACUUGGCUGCUGCAGGCUGGAGAUAGAGGCCAAGGCGAAGGCACUCCCUCCCCGUAUCCUCAACCUCUGCCAACCCCUCUGUCGCAAGUUCACAGAUGCGGGUAUAUUCUUUGAUUCGUGCGCCCAAAUUUUAUCUCCAGAAAGUGCCCACGAACUGUUCAGCCUAGCACAAGCGCUCUAUUCAACGGGGGAAUGGGCCUUUGAUAAUUCCUACUACCUGCACCCGGAUUUCAUCGGCGCCGUCGCGCGCGCGGGUUUCUUUACCCAGGCACGAGCCGGAUUUGCCCAGCUCGCUGGCGAUGCUCCCCUCGGCAAGAGGAUUUCGAGGCCUUAUCAGACAUAUAUCCUGGAAUCUGUUUUCGACGCAGUAAAGUGGGGUCAAGUCACGUCCGCCCAGGAUCUGGCUUUCCUUCGCGCACUUGGCAACACGUCCUCUAUCCGAUACGCCGGACAUAGUACUAUCAACUAUCGUCAAUCACUUGUUGAAUCGGAGGGAGACCUAGUCCCUCCAUUCUAUCUCACCGGCGAUCCGUUGGAGAUUCUCCUGGAAGCGUCGCUUGAUGACGACUUGCCGGGAAGAUACAACUCUCUGGAACUUAUGAUCAGUCUUCUCGAAGGGGGCUAUAAUCCCUCCAACCGGAGACUCAUCUUACUCGAUGCCUCCGCCCCCAAGUUGUCAGACAUAUUCAGAUAUCGAGACUUCAGCUAUCCAGAAUUCUUGCGAGGAGGGACGCUGCUCAUUGUAGUGAAUACCUCCUUUCUUUUAACCCUGUUUGUACGGCUGCUAGCUAGCCGGCAGUCACUCUUCCCGUAUGUCGAUUUCCCCGCGUUAUCUGAAAGACUGAUGACCGUGGUGGAAGGCUUGAAUACAUCGGCGUUUUCACAACUGCUUGCCUUUGUUCCACAGUAUACCAGAGCUGGUGAUAUACACCCUGAGAACAAACCUGCCCAGGAGGAUUCCCAGGAUGCUCAUGUCGGAUACGGAGACCCCGAGGAUGAGCAGUCCGACAAGGAAGAUCUUGAGAUCGAGGAGAAUUCCGACAGUGAGUACUACGAGAGGAACGAGAGGAACGAGUCGGAGCGGAGAGCUUGGGCCAGUUCCACAGUAGCACUCGUCCCUCGUACCGUCGACGAUGGCAAUGCUGUUCUUACCGCCCUUUCCGGCGAAAUCUUCUCCUCCAUUGCACUUGGAAUGGACGGCCUCCUGCUUGGGCAGCUGGAGAUCCCCGACCUUGAGUCCAGGCUUCGGCAGAUCUUGCCAAAUGCCAGACGUUAUACGGUGCAGGAGCUCGAAGAAGCCUUGGCCAUGAAUGGGUUUCUGGUGCCAUGGAACCUCGGGCCGGACUUCUGGCCGCCCAAGGAGGUUUAUUCUGAACAGGAUUUAUUCACGUGA